CAAACAUGUUUUAGAACUAAUGUUGCUUUACAGAGAUGCUCUAGAUGCAAAACAAUUUACUACUGCUCAAAGCUGUGCCAGAAAAUUCAUUGGGCAACACAUCAAAGCAAUUGUAAAGCUCCAAAUGCAAACUGUGAUGAAAAGACUGGUCGUGAAUAUAGCAAUGGUGAAAGCUAUAAAAAUGAAAAUUGUGUUGAUGAAGCUGAAGAGAAUGGUGACAAGCCUGCUAAGAAGAAGGCAAAGAAAAAGAAAAAAAAGAAUGAAAAUGGCAGCAAUAUAGUAAAAGAUGAUGCCAGUAGUAAGAAAGAUACAGAUGUCAGAAAUGAGAUUGAUAAGGACAGUGACAAAGAUACAGCAAAGAACAGCAGUGGAAAUGUGAAUUGCAAAGGAGAAGCUGGUGGUGUAGACAGUGGGAAGGAUGCUAGCAAGAAGGGGAACAGCAAAGCUGAUACUAAGACUGAAACAGAAAACAAUGGAAACCGGGAUGCAGGAACAAGUGUAAAAGACAAUGGUUGGUGUCUUUUUAGAAUUCUUUUCAAUAA
Molecule: messenger RNA, 542 nt
Organism: Octopus bimaculoides (California two-spot octopus)
Lineage: Eukaryota; Metazoa; Mollusca; Cephalopoda; Octopoda; Octopodidae
Source: RefSeq, a predicted model, not a curated record